This is a messenger RNA of Pieris macdunnoughi, 1698 nucleotides long. The record is from the annotation of a GenBank genome assembly. Lineage: Eukaryota; Metazoa; Arthropoda; Insecta; Lepidoptera; Pieridae.
AUGGACCCAUUAGAAGACGAGAUAUGUUAUGGAUGUUUAAAUUCUGAAAGAAAAUUAUCUAACCUACACGAUUUUAGUCUCAAGGAAUGUUUUAAACUUAUUUUACAAAAAGCAACAGUAUCUAUGGAAUCUAUCCAACUAUGUUUUGAAUGUGUGGCUAUACUCAUAAAGAUUAAGAGAUUUCAAGAAAGAGUAAUAAGUUCAGAAAAUCUUUGGAAGUCUAUGAAGAAGAAUAGAUUACAAUCACAAACCAGCUUACAAAAAAAUAAUCUCUAUAAUUUUUCAUUAUUACAACACACAAGUGCAGAGAAUUGUGAAAUAAUACAAACAUCACUUAUCAUAAAAAAAGAAAAUGAUGAUUUAGACGAGAUAGAUAAGGAUGACUUCAAACAAGAGAUUGAAGACUUUAGUACAGAAGCAGAUAUAAUAAAUGAAGACUUGAAACUAGAUUUAUUGAAAGAUUUGACUCAGAAAGAGAUUUAUACUGAGGUGAAAUUAAGUAGAGAAGAAAUUGAAAAAGAAAGGGAGGAAAUAAAAAUAAGUGAUGCUUAUGUUAAUGCUAUGCUAAAGUGUGAAUUGUGUAUAACUACAUUUACAAAUAAUGAAGAUCUAAAAGAACAUAUCAGUGAUAAACAUGGUGAAAAAACAAAAUACAUCUGUACAAUAUGCAAGUGUACAUUCAAUUCUGCGAUAUCUUUUAAGUACCACACAGAUAGACAUAAAAAACGUUAUCAGUGCAUGGUCUGUAACAUAAGAUUUUUAUACAGAAGGGAUGUCAUCAAACAUUUUAAUUUUGUACACUGUCAUGGAGUAGACAAUAUAACUUAUGAGAAUGGUACACAAGAGAGACUAGAGGCACCACCAGAUAUCGAUAAACAAGAUCGAUUUUCGUGUGACGUGUGUGAGAAGUCGUUUAGAUGGAAGGCGUCUUUACGGAAACAUAUGGAAGGGCAUCGCAUUGCGAGUGGACAAAAGCGGAAGCCAUACUGUGAGCCAUGCAAAAUACACUUCGCAACCACAGCAAAUCUUAAGAAACAUGUCCGGAUGAGCUCCAAGCAUCAAAUACAAUUGAAAUUAAGAAAACUCAAAGAUUCCAACGAAGACAAGACAGAUGUGAUAAAAGAAAUACGCACUUCGGUAAAUAGUGCGCGUGAGACGUAUUCGUGCUCGCAGUGUGAUAAGAAGUUUCAAUGGCACGGGAAUCUAAUGCGGCAUAUGAAUAGUCACAGGGCAAAGGCAUCUGGUGAACUAGUGUGUAUGCCGUGCAAUCGUUCUUUCUCUUCAAUAGCAACGUAUCAACAGCAUAUGAAAAUCAGCAAGAAACACGUCUCGGAGAAUGAUUUUAAGUACAUGUGCAGUGAUUGCGGGAAACGUUUCGCGGAUAAGACUCGGCUAAAGGAUCAUAUAGAUUGGGAGCAUUUGAAGAAUUUCAAGCACACAUGUAGCGAUUGUCAAAAAGCGUUUAAAACCCGUACAUCGUUAUAUCUCCACAAGCAAGUGGUUCAUCAGAGGGACACAAGCGAACACCUAUGCGAUACGUGUGGAAAACAUUUUCCAAAUCAUUCCAAAUUACGUAUACACAUCCGUGCGGUUCACUCGUCGGUAGCGGCCUAUAAAUGUACGAGUUGUGGAGCAAAAUUCGCGUGGCACUCGUGUUUGUCGAGACAUAUGCGGAGGCUGCAUAAGAAACAUGUCUAG